Messenger RNA from Pediculus humanus corporis (human body louse), 1491 nucleotides. RefSeq names its product protein-L-isoaspartate O-methyltransferase domain-containing protein, putative. The transcript is spliced from 3 exons. Gene Ontology annotation, biological process: protein modification process. Gene Ontology annotation, molecular function: protein-L-isoaspartate (D-aspartate) O-methyltransferase activity. The record is from RefSeq and is a predicted model, not a curated record. NCBI's taxonomy places the organism in Eukaryota, Metazoa, Arthropoda, Insecta, Psocodea, Pediculidae. Gene Ontology annotation, cellular component: cytoplasm. The coding region runs from base 1 to 1491 and encodes 496 amino acids.
AUGGGGGGAGCAGUUAGUGCUGGUGCUGAUAAUGAUGAACUUAUUGAUAAUUUAUUGGAAGCUGAUUAUAUCACAAGCUCAGAAGUGGAAAAAGUUUUCAGGGCUGUUGACAGAGCUCAUUAUUUUAGUGCCGAGUAUAAACAGAGAGCAUACAGUGAUUUAGCAUGGAAAUGUGGUAACCUGCAUAUUUCAGCUCCUUGUAUUUACAGCAGAGUUAUGGAAAGUUUAAAGUUGGGUCCUGGAAUGAGUUUUUUGAAUUUGGGUUCAGGCACUGGUUACUUAAGUACAAUGGCAGGAUUACUUUUAGGUUCCUAUGGUGUUAAUCAUGGAAUAGAAAUUCAUGAAGAUGUUUUAAAUUAUUCCACCAAUAAGCUUAAUGAAUUUAUUUUAACUUCAAGUGCAAUAGAUGAAUAUGAGUUUUGCGAGCCAAAAUUUGUAAAUGGUAAUUGUUUAUACCUUGGUAAUUGUGCUCGUCAGUAUGACAGAGUGUACUGCGGUGCAGCUUGUCCAGAAAAUCAAGAAAAUUAUAUGAAAAACUUAAUUAAAGUUGGAGGUAUAUUAGUAAUGCCAAUUAACGAUCAGUUAUUGCAAAUAUACAGAAAAUCUGAUGUUAACUGGGAGUCCAAAGCUGUUUUACCUGUUUCUUUUGCAUCAUUAAUAUCUGGCAAGAUCUCAGAAUGUUAUGAACCUUUAAAAAUGCCAAGUACAGACCCUAUGUCUCUUCAAGACAUUUGUCGCUUUACUGUACGUUCUAUCUUAAGACGCAAUAUAGAUAUUGAACAUCCAGAAUUGAAAGAACCGCCAAAAGUGCCAAGAAAACGUGCGAAAAAAAAAAAUAUACGUCGAUUAGUAAUUCCGAUUUUUAGUGGAAGUUCUGAAGGUGAAGAAGAUCAGGAUGUUCACCAAGCCACAACAUCACUUAAUGAUGCUCAACAAUUUUUAAUGAAUGUAAAUACUGCUCAAACAUGCAGAUCUUUAGUGGAAUGGAGUCAAUUACUACAAGAUACAUCAGCCCAAUUGCUUGAUACUAUCGAAAAUAGAUGUGCAGCUGAUUCUAGUCUAGAAAAUGAUUUAUUUACAGAAACUGAAAAUAAAAGUGAAGUAAUGGAGGAAGAUUCUGAUAUUGUUUUACCUGAAGAAAAUUCAAAUGGUAAUAUUCUUGAAGAAAUGUCAGAUGAAGAAUUUCUAUCUGACAUUGAGGAAUUGCAGAAUAUAUUUACAGAGACAGAAGAAUCAGAAAGAGUUUUGAAUGUAUCAAACAAACGUAUAAGUCGUAAAAAAGAACGUUUUGUUGAAUCAGCUCAUGAAAUGGAAGAUAAACAAACAGUUUGUAAAUCGAGAAGAGAAAAAAUUGACAGUGGUAUAGUAGAUGAUAUUGAAACAUGUAAAGCUAGCACAGAUUCCGAACAGGAAGACUUUGCUGAAAUGUCUCACGAUGUGAUUUUUAAACCAGGAUAUCAGUGCCUCUUUGAAGGUUCAUACCCUUUUUGA